Molecule: messenger RNA, 3731 nt
Organism: Spinacia oleracea (spinach)
Lineage: Eukaryota; Viridiplantae; Streptophyta; Magnoliopsida; Caryophyllales; Amaranthaceae
Exons: 2
Coding region: 331-2226 (631 amino acids)
Molecular function (GO): RNA binding
Source: RefSeq, a predicted model, not a curated record
AAAAAUAAAGAAAAAAGAAAAAAAAAACGUAAGUAAGAAAAUUUAGGAAGAAACUAGCGAAAGAGAAAUCCCACCAAUCAAUUUGUCUGACUCAGGGAGCUCUGAGCCUGACUGCCGGAGACCCCCAAAAUUACAGAGCACGAGAAAUAAUUUGUAUUGAAGAGCAUCCUGUGUAUGACUUCAAUCUCGUUGGAACCGUGAGAGUACAGGAUGCUUUUCCUUUCGGAAUGUAUGGUAAAUUAUGAUAGUCUGAUUGGGUCAUCUCUGUUUUGAUUUGAAUAAUUAGGUGGAAGUGAUCAUCUAAACAUUGUUACUAUAAAGUAGAUUUAGAUGGAUCCAGCUGCUGAAGAGCAAAUAGAUUACGGUGAUGAGGAUUAUGGAAGUGCUCAAAAGCUGCAAUAUCAGGGCAGUGGAGCUAUUCCGGCUCUAGCAGACGAGGAGAUGAUAGGAGAAGAUGAUGAUUACGAGGAUCUUUAUGAUGGGGUUAAUGUUGGAGAGGGUUUCUUGCAAUUUCAUCGUUCUGAGGCACAAGGCCCGCCUAAUAAUAGUGUUGGAAACGGUGGUAUACAAGCCCAAACCUAUAAUGCCCCUCAACCUAGACAAGAUGCAGGUUUAUCCCUUAACCUGGGAAAUUCUGGGGUUGCUUCCGAUGGGAGACACCAAAGUGCAAGUCUUGCUGUUAAAGAACCAGAAGUGGGAUCUGCUAAUCACAUUAGUGGGGCAGAAAAGAGAAUUCAUGAUACUGCUGCUGGGAAUAUGGGAUUUCAAGGUCCGACCCCUAUAGCUGCAGGCAGUGUUCCAGACAUUAGUAAAGCUACUAAUCAUGUUAGUGGGGGUCCAAGUGCUUCUCAAGGGAAUGUAUUUAAUCAGAUGUCGGCAAAUGCAAACGUGAGUAUGGACCAUAUGAUGGCCAAUGACAAUAUCAUCCGGCCUCAGAUGGAUAACGGUCCAACCAUGUUGUUUGUGGGUGAGUUACAUUGGUGGACCACUGAUUCAGAGAUUGAAAAUGUACUGUCUCAUUAUGGGAAGGUCAAAGAGAUCAAGUUUUUUGACGAAAGAGCAAGUGGAAAAUCAAAAGGCUAUUGCCAAGUCGAGUUUUAUGAUGCUUCUGCUGCUGCUGCAUGCAAAGAGGGAAUGAAUGGACACAGUUUCAAUGGACGAGCCUGUGUAGUGACCUUUGCUUCACCCCAAACUUUGAAGCAGAUGGGAGCUGCCUAUGCAAGCAAGAACCCACAACAGCCGCAGUCGCAGCCUCAGGGAAGAAGAAAUGUAACUGAUGGGGCUGGAAGGGGUGGUGGUGGGAUGAACUUUUCAGGUGGAGAUGGAGGACGAGGUUUCAGUAGAGGUGGAUGGGGACGAGGAGGACAGGGUGUAUCUGCUAGGGGUCCCGGCGGUUCAGGCCCAAGGGGAAGAGGUCCAAUGGGCCCCAAGAAUGGUCUUGGGAAUGUUGGUGGAAUGGGAGGAGCUGCUAUGGGAAACUUUGGGCAAGGUCUUGGAAACCCAGGAUUUGGCGGACCAGGUGGAGGAAUGAUGCAUCCUCAAGCCAUGAUGGGUCCAGGGUUUGACCCGUCAUAUAUGGGCCGAGGAGGUGGGUAUGGAGGCUUUUCUGGCCCUGCUUUUCCUGGAAUGAUGCCUCCGUUUCAAUCUGUCAAUCCCAUGGGAAUGGCCGGUGUGGCUCCUCAUGUUAACCCUGCCUUUUUUGGCCGUGGAAUGACACCGAAUGGAAUGGGAAUGAUGGGUAGCACUGGAAUGGAAGGACAUCCCGGGGCGAUGUGGGCUGACCCUGGCAUGGGUGGAUGGGCUGGUGGUGAAGACCAUGGACAGAAGACAAGAGAGUCAAGUUACGGCGGUGAAGAUGGGGCUUCUGAUUAUAGGUACGCGGAAGAAAACCCUGAAAAGAGUUCUAGGACAAAUACUGCUCCUCCUCGAGAAAAGGAAAGAGCCGCCCCCGAACGCGAUUGGUCUGGAAACUCUGAGAGGAGAUAUCGAGAUGAGAGAGAGCAAGAUUAUGAAAGACCUGAAAAGGAACGCAGAUAUAGAGAAGAGAAGGAUAGCCAUAGAGAUCAUCGUCGAAAAGAACGUGAUUCAGCUUACGAGGAUGAUUGGGACAGGGGGCAGACCUCAUCAAGAUCUAGAAGCAGGUCCCGGGCUGUUCCAGAAGAUGAUCACAGGUCCAGGUCAAGGGAUGUCGAAUAUGGGAAGAGGAGACGUGCUCCAUCAGAGUAACAAGUAAUCUUCACUUUUACGUAGUGUCGGAUGUGAUGAUCAUCAAUCUCCAUGUCUCCGUCACUUGGUUUUCUUCCAACUGCAGUUUCCUGAUUUUGGCCGCACUUUCAAGGCUCGCACUUUCAAGGCUCCUGCUUGUCGCAGCAUUUCUGGCUUUUCAUUACCAAAAGUAAGUAUUAACUUGAGGCAGAUUGAGAGGAAAUAAACUAUUCCUUCCCAUCUUGCUCACUAAAGGACAUCACUAGAUGCCGCCAUAUGCCUGUGUCUAAUGCUUUUAAAUUUGAACAUUUAGCUUGAUUAGUGUAACAGUGUGGAUCUUAUUUGCUGGUUGGUCUCUAAUCUCCCAGCUAGAUUAUUAUGAUGUUUGUUGCCUCAUUCUCUCUGCUCAAGAUAUCACAUCUUUUAGUGAGGCUAUAGAAUCCUUCAUGACUACCUGGGAGUCAUUAUGUGAUCACUACUUGUGAACGGACUAACUUAUCAUGCAUCUUACUUACGUGCAUACCAUCUUUUGUACAGUUUUUGCCACUUCGUGGGUUGUGGUUGAAAAUCAUGUGUGGUCUAUCUAAUUCCUAUUGUAUCAAGUUCAGUGCUGGUUUAAUGGAUAGUUUAGCAUGCUAAUUCUUGUUAAAGUUGUUUGUUUUGGUGCAAUGAUUGAUGCUUAGUGUUUAGCAUGCUGAAUUCUGAAUGUGAGUGGGUCUAGAUUACAGAAUGUAGUAGUGUUUCUUUGACAUGUUUUGACAUGAAGAUUUUGGUCAUAUAUUCAGGGAGCACUCUUUUGCUUCGUGAUUGAAUCAAUCAGCGUAUGUUGAUUAUCCAGAGAAAAGAUGUUUUAUGGCCUGCCCUGCAGUAAAUUCCUCUAUAUUGGACUCUACCUUUACAGAGGAGCUUCUUUUCUGAUUGUGCUAGAUUAACUUUCAAUUUAACUAAAAUGGCAACAAAUUUGCAAUCAAAUUUGUGAAAUGUAAUCUUUUCGCUUGUAACUUUAAUGUACGUACUCCUGUGGCCGUUGUUAGUAGACGUCAUUUUGUAUCCGUAGACUGUACCAUUAGCUUGCUUCUGUAAACAAGGGUGGCUGUUUUUUUUGUGAAGAACCCUUGUGAUGUAUUUUCAUGGUGUUUCUAAAUUUUGUAAACUUGGGUUGACAACUUGGAGAUAGCGGCGUACUUCUAGUCUGACCUGAUUUUUCUCGCGCUUGGAGCUAGUCUUAUUAUGUGUAUUAAUUGUAGUUUCUCAGUUUUAUUUUUUAUAGGAUUAAGUAGAGAGCUUGUAAAUUCUCUGAAAAAAGCAGUCUGGUGAGGAUUUUUUGACCCCCCUUUUAUCAGCUGUUAGCAAUUUAUCAGUCAACAGAAUUAAACUAGGGUUUUUCUCCUUUCUUGUACAUAUAUAUAUAUAGGUUCACUUCAUUCAUUUUUUAAGAAGUCUGUAAAUCUUUGUUAUGUAAAUUCUUUGUACCGACAUUUUAACCAAUGGAAGUCCUUGAGAUGUGAAAUUACCAUCUACUUUUA